AUGGGACCCCCCACCCAGGUUUUGGCCUGUGCAAUCUUAGCUUUGCUGUACCAGCAUGUCAAUGGUGGACUCAUCAAAAGAAUUAUCCGGCAGAAGCGGGAGACUGGGCUAAACGUGACCUUGCCAGAGGAUAAUCAGCCUGUGGUUUUUAACCAUAUCUACAACAUUAAGUUGCCUGUUGGCUCCCUUUGCUCUGUGGACCUGGAGACAGCGAGUGGUGAUGCAGACCUGAAGGCGGAAAUUGAGCCUGUCAAGAAUUACGAGGAGCACACAGUGAAUGAGGAGAACCAGAUUGUCUUCACGCAUCGUAUUAACAUUCCCCGCCGGGCUUGUGGCUGUGCAGCUGCCCCUGACAUUAAGGAUCUGCUGAGCAGACUAGAGGAGCUGGAGGGGCUGGUAUCCUCCCUGCGGGAGCAGUGUGCCAGUGGGGCUGGAUGCUGUCCUAAUUCACAGGCAGUAGAAGGUCGCCUGGACACAACACCCUAUUGCAGUGGACAUGGCAACUACAGCAUUGAAAUCUGCGGCUGCGUUUGUGAGCCUGGCUGGAAAGGCCCCAACUGCUCUGAACCAGACUGCCCACGCAACUGCUUCAACCGAGGCCUCUGUGUCCAGGGCAAAUGCAUCUGCAAUGAAGGCUUCACUGGUGAGGACUGCAGCCAGGCCACCUGCCCGUCUGACUGUAACGACCAAGGCAAGUGCGUGGAUGGGGUUUGUGUGUGCUUUGAGGGUUACACAGGCACAGACUGCAGCGAAGAGGUCUGCUCCCAGGGAUGCAGUGUGCACGGGAGCUGUGUGAGCGGGCAGUGUGUGUGCCACGAGGGCUUCACCGGCAAGGACUGCAGCGAGCCCCUCUGCCUCAACAACUGCCACAACCGUGGGCGCUGUGUGGACAAUGAGUGCAUCUGUGAUGAGGGCUACACUGGCGAAGACUGCAGUGAGCUCAUCUGCCCCAAUGACUGCUUCGACCGUGGGCGCUGCGUCAAUGGGACCUGCUUCUGCGAGGAAGGCUUCACUGGGGAGGACUGCGGGGAGCUGACCUGCCCUAACAACUGCAAUGGCAAUGGGCGCUGCGAGAAUGGGCUGUGCAUCUGCUUUGUGGACUUUAUAGGGGAUGACUGCAGUGAGAAGAGGUGCCCAAAGGACUGCCACAGCCGUGGGCGCUGCGUGGGAGGGCACUGCAUCUGCCAUGAGGGGUACCAGGGUGAGGACUGUGGGGAGCUGCGGUGCCCCAACGACUGUCACAACCGUGGACGCUGUGUCAAUGGGCAGUGCGUGUGCCACGAAGGAUUCAUUGGGGAGGACUGCGGGGAGCUGCGGUGCCCCGGUGACUGCAACAACCGCGGGCGCUGUGUCAAUGGGCAAUGUGUGUGCCACCAAGGAUUCAUCGGGGAUGACUGUGGCGAUCUGCGGUGCCCCAAUGAUUGCAACAACCAUGGACUCUGUGUCAAUGGACAGUGUGUGUGUGAGGAGGGGUACACAGGGGAGGACUGUGGGGAGCUGCGGUGCCCUGAAGACUGCCACAAUCGUGGGCGCUGUGUGGAGGGGCGCUGUGAGUGUGACAAUGGGUUCACGGGGGAGGACUGCAGUGAACUGUCCUGCCCCAACGACUGCCACCGACGUGGGCGCUGCAUCAACGGGCGCUGUGUAUGCCAUGAGGGCUUCAUAGGGGAGGACUGCCGUGAACGGUCCUGCCCCAACGACUGCAACAAUGCAGGCCGCUGUAUCGACGGACAGUGUGUCUGUGAAGAUGGUUACAUGGGGGAUGACUGCUCCGAUGUGUCUCCUCCAACAGAGCUGACUGUCACAAAUGUAACAGAUAAAACCGUAAAUCUGGAAUGGAGGCAUGAGAAUCUCGUCAAUGAGUACCUCAUCACCUACGUCCCUACCAGCAGUGGUGGCUUAGAUAUGCAGUUCACUGUGCCAGGAAAUCAGACAGCUGCCACCAUUCAUGAACUGGAGCCAGGUGUAGAAUACUUUAUCCGUGUCUUUGCAAUCCUUAAAAACAAGAAGAGCAUUCCAGUCAGUGCCAGGGUAGCAACAUAUCUGCCUGCUCCAGAAGGUCUGAAAUUCAAAUCUGUUAGAGAAACGUCCGUCCAGGUGGAGUGGGAUCCUCUGAACUUUUCAUUUGAUGGCUGGGAGCUGGUCUUCCGCAAUAUGAAAAAGGAUGAUAAUGGAGAUAUAACCAGCAGCUUGAAAAGGCCAGAGACAUCUUACAUGCAGCCAGGUUUGGCACCAGGGCAACAGUAUAAUGUAUCCCUUCAUAUAGUGAAAAACAAUACCAGAGGACCAGGACUAUCCAGAGUAAUAACCACAA
Molecule: messenger RNA, 2314 nt
Organism: Phaethon lepturus (White-tailed tropicbird)
Lineage: Eukaryota; Metazoa; Chordata; Aves; Phaethontiformes; Phaethontidae
Product: tenascin-like
Exons: 5
Molecular function (GO): protein binding
Source: RefSeq, a predicted model, not a curated record